GUUUAUGAACCAUUGUUAAUGAACGUCAUAAUAAUGUUAUUAGUGAAAUUGUUUUUUAUCGUGUUCGUUUUCUACCAAACAGUGGAAACGAAGGCAUCUCUACUAGAUGUUAGUAACCUGGAUGAAGAUGAAUUGAUUGUAACGUUGUUAAAGCCCUCAAGCAAGAUUCGCGGACACAGAUUAAUGACUCGAUUGGGACAAGACUACUAUGCUUUCCAAGAUAUUCCUUAUGCUCAAGCACCAAUUGGUAAAAAUCGCUUUAAGCCAGCAAUUGCGUCAGAGGGAUGGCCAGAUAUACUUGACGCAACUAGUAAUAAAAAGAAAUGUUUUCAGCCCGGAUCACCAGUUCCAUUUGAUACACUAAUAGAAACUGAAGAUUGUUUACUUGUGAAUGUAUAUACACCUGUGAAACCUGGCACUCGCCCUUAUUUGCCUGUUUAUUUUUGGAUUCAUGGAGGAGGUUUUAAUACAGGUAACGGAGCAAUUGGCACAUUGGAUCCCAGAAAUUUUAUGGACUAUGACGUAAUAGUUGUAACAAUUAAUUACAGGUUGGGAGUGCUAGGUUUUCUAUCAACCGAUGACGAAAGUAUUCCUGGAAAUUUGGGGUUAAAAGAUCAACAAUUUGCUCUAAAAUGGACUUACGAUAAUAUAAAAGCUUUUGGUGGUGAUCCGAAAAAAAUCACUAUAGGGGGUGAAAGUGCAGGAGCUUCAUCAGUUAGCUAUCAUCUAUUGCAUACUGGAAAUAAGGAUUUGAUUAAAGGCAUUAUACAAGAAAGCGGUUCCGCUCUUAACACAUUUGCAUACCAGAUUAAUUGUACAGAGAAUGCCUUUACAUAUGCUAGGCUUCUUGACCAAACUUUUGCCUCAAAUAGCUCUCAAGAUUUGCUAGAACUUCUACAAAAAACUCCAGCAGAAACUUUAAUAGAAACUCAGUCUAAUAUGCAUUCGGGAGAACUAUUAGGUUUUAUGAGUGGUGAUUAUUGGAAACCAAUUAUUGAAAGUGACAGUAACACUGAUGCAUACGUAACUGGACCCAUGCAAGAAAAUUUUAUGCAGGGAAAUUUUCUUAGGGUUCCCUCAUUUGUCGGUUUUAACUCAGAGGAAUCAUUAACAUUCUUAAUGGCAGCGACUGAGGAUCAAUAUGAGAAAAGUGUGAAACAAUUUGAUGAGCACCCCGAACUUAUGAUAUCGAAUAAGUUAAAUACUAUUGGAAAUGAAGUAAAAGAUGUAGUUCACGAUUGGAAGAAAAUCUACACUGAUGUACCAUUUGCACAAAACAAGGCUGCAUUUGUAAAAUAUAGUAGUGAUGCUGGUUAUAUUCAUCCCUUAACACGGCAAGCAGAGCUGACCUCACAAUUCGCUCCCGUUUAUAUGUACCAAUUUGCGUAUGGAGAGCCAUUCUUGAAUGUAUCAGGUACGGAGCACGUUGGACACGCAGAGGAGUUAAUGUACUUAUGGAAUUUGCCAUUUCUUCCUGUUGGGAUUGAUGAACAAUUUCGUACCAUUCUUAUAAAGUUUUGGACAAACUUCAUUACAUACCAAAACCCUACACCUCAUUAUGAUGACAUUAUUUACUGGCCUAAAGUUGAUCCAGAAAAUUUAGAAUAUCUAAAUAUCAAUGAAACCUUAGAGAUAAGAACUGGUCCAAGAAACUAUCUGGAAGUAAAAAAUAUACGAGAGAGAUGUAUAAUAGAACCUUAUACAAUAUAUUAAAUUUCAAGAUUGUAAAUAUAAUGUACCUAUUCUA
Molecule: messenger RNA, 1747 nt
Organism: Diabrotica virgifera virgifera (western corn rootworm)
Lineage: Eukaryota; Metazoa; Arthropoda; Insecta; Coleoptera; Chrysomelidae
Product: juvenile hormone esterase
Exons: 11
Coding region: 19-1713 (564 amino acids)
Source: RefSeq, a predicted model, not a curated record